Molecule: messenger RNA, 1077 nt
Organism: Trametes versicolor FP-101664 SS1
Lineage: Eukaryota; Fungi; Basidiomycota; Agaricomycetes; Polyporales; Polyporaceae
Exons: 21
Coding region: 1-1077 (358 amino acids)
Source: RefSeq, a predicted model, not a curated record
AUGAGGCAGGCGCAAGCGCUGCACCCAAUCGACCCCAUCCACUCUUUAUCCACUUCUAUGAACUCCGCAGCAGAGGCUUCGAGCGAGUUGUUACCACAACGUGUUGGCCUGGGACCCGCCUACGGCGCGCUCCUCAUCUGUACGUUCAUAAGUCUCAUGCUUUAUGGCGUGGCGCUGCACCAGGUGUACCAAUUUACCUUUCUUGACGGCUCGAACAGUCGACUGGUCAACUACUACGUCGCGGUACUCGUCGUGCUCGAUGCCCUGCAUACGGUCUUAGCAAUACAUACGAACUAUCGAAAUUUUAUCUCAAAGUAUUUUACGCCUGAUAGUCUCGCGGACCCCCUCUGGUCCCUGAACCUGCAGCCAGUCAUAACGGGGACCAUCAUAGUGACAUGCCAAAUGUUCUUCGCUCGGCUUGGCAAAAUGUAUCAGCCGCUUGUCAAAUAUACGGGCGGGAUGUUCGUCGUGGAGCUCGCUGCUGCGAUAGCAUUCACCUGGAUAGCCUUCAAACAGGACAGUGUGCAUGAUCUGAACAACUUCUCGUGGUUACAAUCCGGAGGUUACGGCGUCGUCAUCACCGCCGACGCUAUCAUGACUACCGUGCUCGUGGUGGCUCUGCAUCGCAGCCGGAAUGGAUUCAAGCGGACGAACUCUGUACUCGACCUCCUAACGGCAUAUGCGAUCUGCACAGGUUUGAUCACUCUCGUAUUUGCGACUAUGUGCUUCGGCAGUGCUGUCAUUUCUCCGAAUAAUCUGCUCUUCGGCGCCCUCGACCUAGUCUGCGUAAAAAUCUAUAUCAAUUCCGUCCUGGCCGCACUGAAUGCCCGGUCGACCCUUGCGGCGCUCGACGCCGGGUUCCAAGACCAAAGCACGCGGGACAUCUUCCUCGGCGUCAUGCCGCGGCACUCGUCUCAUACCAUCGUAAAUGGAUACGGUUCACCGGUGCGUUGGCACUCGGGGGAGGACCCUGCGGAAGCCGAGAGCGCUGCGCCCACCGCAAAGCCCGACACCGAGACCGAGACUGCGGACUCGGUCAUCGAUAUCAUGGCGGCCACGAAGGUUAUGACAUGGUAA